This is a messenger RNA of Kazachstania africana CBS 2517, 1062 nucleotides long. RefSeq names its product Ibd2p (gene IBD2). The transcript has a single exon. The record is from RefSeq and is a predicted model, not a curated record. The coding region runs from base 1 to 1062 and encodes 353 amino acids. Gene Ontology annotation, biological process: mitotic spindle assembly checkpoint signaling. Lineage: Eukaryota; Fungi; Ascomycota; Saccharomycetes; Saccharomycetales; Saccharomycetaceae.
AUGAUAUCUGAAAAUAAUGGCAGGAUGGGAACCACAUCAAUAGAGGUUGUGUCUCAAGAGGGCCCCAUGCCGAUAAACCUGAUGAUGCAAGAAGGCGUCAAAGCUUUGACUAAAAUAUUAUCCAAUCAACUACAAGAUAGAAAGACUUUUGAAAAUACUGAACAUCCAAUGCAGUUUGUGGUAAAAAGUGAUGGAGAUUCUUCCCAUUAUUCGAAAUCUGGGGAAAAUGCGUCAAUUACAUCCACAGAUGGUGAUGUUUUAAAGAUGACAAACCAUUUGGCGUUAAAUGGCGCUCAGAAAACUGGAGAUCUCAAUUCUGCGAAUAUACUAAUAGAUAGCAAGAGUGCGGGAGCUUUCUUCGAUGAGGAAUUCCCUGACCCAGAGUUACACAUCAACGGAGAAGAAGCAGAAAUAAUUUUUGACUAUGAAUCACAUGAUAUGGAGGAUCCAACAGAGGGUAUUGGUAGAAAAAUCUCGGAGAUGAUUGAAUCUGUAUUGCCAGGGGGGUUUUCAUCAGAUGCACAGGGGAGAUUACAUGCAAUAGUUAAUGGAAAUGAGCUAAAUAUAACUGAAGAGGUUGAUGAUCAGGGGGAAAUACGACAACAAGAAGCCAAUUUCAAAAAUGUACGGAACUCCAUGAACACUAAUAUAGAUCCUCGAAAUAAUCUCGACGUUACUGAUGUCGACAUCACUGAUGAUAACGAACAUGAACAUCAAGCUGGAAGUGCUGAUGGCUAUCACCAUGAUCGAAAUUGUUGUCCACACCACCAUCCACAAGAGCCCUCGAGAUAUAGAAACUAUAAUUACCAUGAUUUUGAAUAUUCCAAUACCAAUAAUAGAAAACAAGCUCCAAAUUUUUCCACUCUAAUAGAUCAAGAUAAGCCACUUUGUAUGUUUUGUGAAUAUUAUAUGGUGUUUGGAGAGGCCCCACGAAAUAUGAUCAAAUGGUACAAUAAUAUGUAUGGUUAUAAUCGAAUGCCGCCUUCUAGGGACCAUCGUCAUCACCAUAAUCAUGAUCACAACCAUGGACACCAGGAAGGAAAUCGUAAGAGAAACAAAUGA